This is a messenger RNA of Lactuca sativa (garden lettuce), 2662 nucleotides long. RefSeq names its product cysteine-rich receptor-like protein kinase 2. Gene Ontology annotation, biological process: protein phosphorylation. The record is from RefSeq and is a predicted model, not a curated record. Lineage: Eukaryota; Viridiplantae; Streptophyta; Magnoliopsida; Asterales; Asteraceae. Gene Ontology annotation, molecular function: protein kinase activity; ATP binding.
AAACGAUACAAAUAUUCUUUCAUGACAGCGAUUUUCACUCGCUAGUCAAAAAUGACAAUCAGAAAUGAGAAAUGUCAAAGCACAGGUGUAAACUGAAAAGAAAAAGAUACAAAGCAAAAGCAAGAUAACCAUGAAACAAGAUGAACACCGGCGAUUGUUAUGGCAGCUGCCCCGCCUGCUGAUGGUGUUUGGGGUGCUCAUAACCAUGGCGGAGCCAAUGACAUCACAGUCACCUGAAAGAAUUGCGAUAAAUUAUUGUAGUCAAUACAGACCUGUUGACGCAGAGAACUUCUUGAGCAACCUUAACUCCACCAUGUCUAGCCUCCGCCAGCAGUUAUCCAUCACCAGGUUUGCAGCAGCUCGUGGUUUGCUUAAUGGUGCGCCAGUGUACGGCCUUGCUUGGUGCAGAGGAUAUGUUUCCAUCCCAGAUUGUCUGAAUUGUUUCAACAACGGUGUAAGUCAGCUAAACAGAUGUGGGGUUGCUAAUGGUGCUAGUGGUUUUUACAACGACUGCGAUGUCAGAUAUGAGAACUAUAAUUUCUUCACCGAGUUUAAUCAACUGGAUCAAUACCUAUUAUGUGUUAACAAAACAUCGGCCAACCCAACAGAGUUCCAAAGAACAGCAGAAAGGUUGAUAUCUGACCUUCAAAUUGCUGCCUCAAGAACAUCGAACUUGUAUGCAGUUUCUAUAAGGAAAUUAGAAACUGGUGGUAAUGCUAUGGUGUAUGGAAUUGCUCAAUGUCAUUUAAAUUUAAGUCGGAGUUCUUGUCUACAAUGCCUAAAGUGGAGAUCCAAAUCUUUAUCUGAUUGUCUUCCGAGAACUUCUAGUUGGGCAAUCGACUAUGGAUGCUUCAUGAGGUAUUCCACGACUCCACUUUUUGGACAUAACCAGACAUCUGAUCUUACAUCUCUCCUUUGGGAUGGAGAUUCAUACAAGAAGAAAUCCAUAAUUGGGGGAGUUGUUGGAUGUGUAAGUUUUUUGUUACUCACACUUGCAUUUUACUUAUGGCGUCGCAAAUCCAAAAACACAAGUAGAGACAAACAAGAUAUAUCAACUGGAUCAACCGAAUUGCUGCAAGGUCCAGCUACUUAUAGCUACAACGAUUUAAAAGUAGCAACCGAUAAUUUCAGUGACCAGAACAAACUUGGAGAAGUGUUUGUAGAAGUAUACAAGGGAACUCUCAUGGAUGGUUGUGUAGUUGCAAUUAAGAAAACCUUUAUGGCCUCUAGUAGAGGAAAGAAACAGUUUGAUGAUAAACUUAAGAUCAUAAGUAAUAUACACCAUCGGCAUCUUCUACGUAUUCUUGGAUAUUGUACAAAAGGCACACAAUUAUUUCUUGUCCAUGAGUACAUGGAAAAUGGUAGCCUUGACCACUUCCUUUUUGGUGAGAAAAAAAGGAUUCUGAACUGGAAACAAAGGUUUGAAAUAAUCUUUGGUAUAGCAAGGGGUCUUUCAUAUCUACAUGAACAGUAUCAUGUUCCCAUCAUCCAUACAGAUAUAAGAACCAGCAACAUUCUACUUGAUAGUGAAUUUCAGCCGAAAAUAGCAAAUUUUGGGCUUAUAAGACUGCUACCAGAGGAUAAGACUCAUCUCAGCACAAAAUGCACAGGAUCCUUCAGGAAUAGUGGUUAUGUUGCACCUGAAUAUGCAAUUUAUGGGCAAUUAUCUGAGAAAGUUGAUACAUACAGCUUUGGUGUGGUAGUCCUAGAAAUCAUUAGUGGAAAGAGAUACAAGGAUGUUGACUACCAAUUAGUCACUCAAAAUCUCCUUGAUCAUGCAUGGGAUCUACAUGAGAGUGGAAAGCAUCUGAAUUUAAUGGAUGAGAAACUAGAUCCUAGUGAAUAUGUAGUAGAACAUGUUGUGGAGAUCAUUAAGAUAGCAUUGAUGUGCACUCAACCACCAUCAACUAGACCUGAAAUGUCUGAAGUGGUUAUGCUUUUAAGUGAAAAAUCUCUUCAAGAAAGAGCACCAGUCUUGUCUGCCAUUCUGGAUGAUCAGGUGGAGAUUGAACUAGCUACCAUGGAAUCACUGGCGACCAAUGCCACUGCCUCUACCUUUCAACUUUCAGGCAGUUGAAUUUUCUAUUCUUAAAACAUAUUCUACUUUUACUUUGUAGGAAUAUACAAAACAGAAUCAUUGGAAAUUCAUGUAUAGAUGUCGGUACUGAAAGAAGAAAUAAGCAGUGUGCUGAUAAAAUGAAUAUGCCAAACAAGAAUACACACUUUUUCAUAAAUAGCAAACUUUACAAUGAAUUCAUAAAAGUAGGUCAAAAUUUCAAGUUCCAGCUAAUCAUGUUGAAAUAUGCCUCCAAAAGUCCAGGUUGUGUUAGCAGCUCAUCUGCCUUGACAGUUUUGCUGCCUUAUCGGCGUCGAAGUCGUAAGCUUCAGACUCCUCAAAUUUGGACCUAGCAGUUUGGAAGAGUACUUGAGUUUCGUUCUUGGAGUUAUCUAUCCAUAUUCUUUAGGCACAUGUUUCUUAUUAAUUAAGGAAUUGAUGUCUAAAUAAAGGAUAACUCUUCUCUCUCGAUACCAUAGUUACAUGGUAAGGUCUCUUGUAAUAUAAAUGUUGAAUCUUGGUGUUCCUUUUAUUUCUUCUUAUUUGUUUUUCGUUACUUCAUAUUGAUGAAUUAUUAACAAUCCAUAUUUUGUUUCAAACAUUAUC